AUGAAUUGUUAUACUUGGCUAUCUCUUCUGCUAACACUUGUUCCGCUAUGGCCUUGCCUUCCAAGUAUGCAGAACCAUAACACCCACAAAAUGAACCAACCUUUUGCAACACUUCAGAGAGUGAAACGUGGCUGGGUAUGGAGCCAGUUUUUUGUGCUGGAAGAACAGAUUUUAACAGAGCCUUUGUCUGUUGGCCAGCUGAAGUCUGAUUCCGACAAACUUGAUGGCACUUUCAAAUACAUUUUGACGGGGGAUGGAGCGGGAAGCAUUUUUACUAUCGAUGAGUAUACAGGUACAAUUCAUGUGACACAGAAGCUUGAUCGAGAAGAGAAACCUUUCUACACUCUAAGAGCACAGGCAAUUAACAGGAAUACCCAGCUGCCCGUUGAACCUGAGUCAGAAUUUAUCAUCAAAGUUCAGGAUAUCAAUGAUCAGGAACCAAAGUUCUUGGAUGGACCUUAUGAAGCCACUGUUCCAGAGAUGUCUCCUGAAGGUACUUCAGUGAUACAGGUUACAGCUACAGAUGGAGAUGAUCCUGCUUAUGGCAAUAGUGCCCGACUGCUUUAUAGUAUUUUGCAAGGACAGCCCUACUUCUCUGUGGAGCCAAAGACAGGGGUCAUUAGAAUUUCUUCCCAAAUGGACAGAGAAACUAAGGAGCAAUACUUUGUCAUUAUCCAAGCCAAAGAUAUGGUUGGGCAAAUGGGUGGAUUUUCAGGAACAGCAACUGUAACCAUCAACCUCUCUGACAUCAAUGACAACAAACCCAUAUUUCAACAAAAGUUCUACUACAUGAAUAUCUCUGAGGCGGCACCAGCGGGCUCUACCAUAGGCAAAAUCAUGGCAGAGGACAGUGACAUAGGGGAGAAUGCAGCCAUGAAUUAUGUCAUCGAAGGAGAGGAAUCACUUGUUUUUGACAUCAUUACUAACAAUGAGACUCAAGAAGGAAUUGUUAUAUUAAAAGAGAGAGUGGAUUUUGAGAGCAAAAGGAGAUACAGUGUUAGAGUAAAAGCUAUCAACAGGCAAAUGGAUGACCAUUUUAUGAAAGAAGGGCCCUUUGAAGACACAACCAUUAUCAAGAUCAGUGUGGAAGAUGCUGAUGAGCCUCCAGUUUUCACCUCACAGAACUAUGUGAUGGAAAUCGCUGAAGGGGCCACAAAUGGCUCCUUUGUUGGUGCUAUAACUGCCAGAGAUCCAGACAAUGCCAACAGUCCCAUCAGGUAUUCUAUUGUCCACAGCACGUAUUUAAAGAGAUUGUUCAGCAUCAAUGCACACAAUGGAACAAUCAUUAUAACUAAACUUCUGGACCGAGAGACAGCUGCUUGGCACAACAUAACUGUUACAGCCACAGAAAUGAGAAAUCCAGAACAAGUUUCUGAAGUAACUGUGUAUGUUCAAGUUCUUGAUGUUAAUGACCAUGCUCCAGAAUUUCCAAAACACUAUGAGAUUUAUGUGUGUGAAAAUGCAAGAUCUGGACAGCUAAUCCAGACCAUCAGUGCAGUGGAUAAAGAUGAUUCAGUAGAAGGCCAUCAUUUUUACUUCACUCUGGCUCGGGAGGCCACAAACAAUUCAAAUUUUACUGUCAGAGAUAAUCAAGAUAACACGGCUGGAAUUCUUACAGCAAAAAAUGGCUUCAGUCGACAAGAGCAGUUUGCUUUCUUCCUGCCAGUCCUAAUUGUGGACAAUGGAACCCCCUCACUUACCAGCACAAACACCCUAACUGUCAGCGUCUGUGAUUGUGAUACUGAAGCUAGUGCCCAGUCUUGUCGAUUUGGAGCUUUCAUGUUUUCCAUGGGUCUCAGCAUAGAAGCAUUAGUUGCAGUUUUGGCCUGCAUACUAGUAAUAUUAGUGUUUUUUUUGGCAAUGCUGGUUUUAAGGCAGCGGAGGAAGCAGUCCUUAUUUCCUGACAAGCCUGAAGAGUUCAGAGAGAACAUUGUCAGGUAUGAUGAUGAAGGAGGGGGUGAGGAGGACACAGAGGCUUUUGAUAUUUCAGCACUCAGGACUCGUACUGUCAUGAGAGAGCGCAAGUCUAGAAGAAACAUCACAACAGAAAUCCAAAGCCUUUACAGACAAUCUCUGCAAGUUGGUCCUGACAGUGCUGUGUUCAGGGAAUUCAUUUUAGAAAAGCUUAAAGAAGCUAAUGCAGAUCCUACUGCUCCGCCAUACGAUUCCCUUCAGACAUAUGCAUUUGAGGGGACUGGCUCAUUGGCUGGAUCCCUCAGCUCUUUAGGAUCAAGCAUGUCAGAUGUGGAUGAGAAUUAA
Molecule: messenger RNA, 2259 nt
Organism: Emys orbicularis (European pond turtle)
Lineage: Eukaryota; Metazoa; Chordata; Testudines; Emydidae
Gene: CDH19
Product: cadherin 19
Exons: 11
Coding region: 1-2259 (752 amino acids)
Biological process (GO): cell morphogenesis; homophilic cell-cell adhesion; cell-cell junction assembly
Cellular component (GO): adherens junction; plasma membrane; catenin complex
Molecular function (GO): calcium ion binding; cadherin binding
Source: RefSeq, a predicted model, not a curated record